UUGUCUAUGAUUAUUAUACAGCAAAAUUUGAGUUGGGAUACGUCGGCUAGUCUUUCUUUGUAAAUAAAUCGUGAAAUAAUUCAACGAAAAUGGUUCUCGAAAGUACAAUGAUAUGUGUGGACAACAGUGAUUACAUGAGAAAUGGAGAUUUCCUUCCAACGAGGCUUCAAGCCCAGCAAGACGCUAUAAACUUGGUAUGUCAUUCCAAAACACGAGCUAAUCCGGAGAACAAUGUAGGUCUACUGACUCUUGCCAAUGUGGAAGUCCUGGCUACAUUAACCAGCGAUGUCGGCCGCAUACUGUCCAAGCUCCACCGUGUCCAGCCCAACGGUGACAUCAACCUAUUGACUGGUAUUAGAAUAGCCCACUUGGCUCUGAAGCAUCGUCAGGGAAAGAAUCAUAAGAUGAGAAUUGUGGUGUUCGUGGGCUCCCCAGUGCACUCGGAUGAGAAGGAGCUGGUCAAACUGGCUAAGAAAUUGAAAAAGGAGAAGGUAAAUUGCGACAUUGUCUCCUUUGGAGAGGACUCUGAAAACAAUCCUUUGCUGACUACUUUUGUCAAUACUCUGAAUGGAAAAGACAACACAGCAGGAGGCAGCCACCUUGUCUCGGUGCCGGCCGGCGGCUGCGUGGUGCUCUCUGAAGCUCUCAUUUCAAGCCCACUGAUUGGUGGUGAUGGGGCUGGUCCAUCUGGGUCAGGAUUGUCACCAUUUGAAUUUGGAGUUGAUCCUAAUGAAGAUCCCGAGUUAGCUCUCGCCCUAAGAGUCUCCAUGGAGGAGCAGAGGCAGCGCCAGGAGGAGGAGUCUAGGCGCCAACAAACUACUACUGAGGGUGAACCGGCUAAGACUGGUGGAGAAGCCCAAGACACUGGCAUGGAGCGGGCUCUAGCUAUGUCCCUGGGCAGGGAAGCCAUGGAACUGUCUGAAGAAGAGCAGAUUGCUUUGGCAAUGCAGAUGAGCAUGCAGCAAGAUGCUCCGGCCAAUGAAGAGAGUAUGGAUGUUUCGGAAGAGUAUGCUGAGGUAAUGAAUGAUCCUGCCUUCCUACAGAGUGUUCUAGAAAACCUGCCUGGUGUGGACCCGCAGAGUGAAGCCAUCCGCAAUGCCAUGUCCUCUAUCAAGAAGGAUAAGGAUGAGAAAGAUAAAGACCAAAAGGACAAGGACUCUAAGGGAUCAGGAAGCUCGAAAGAAAGCAAGUAAUAUUUUUUAAUUACUUUAUGUUUGUAAACUUAAUAAUAGACAACACAGUGUUAUAUUCCUUUAUAUUAAUAAAUACCAUUUGAGGAACA
Plutella xylostella (diamondback moth) is the source of this 1282-nucleotide messenger RNA. It is a transcript of the gene Rpn10, whose product is annotated as regulatory particle non-ATPase 10. The record is from RefSeq and is a predicted model, not a curated record. Gene Ontology annotation, cellular component: cytosol; nucleus; proteasome regulatory particle, base subcomplex. Gene Ontology annotation, biological process: proteasome-mediated ubiquitin-dependent protein catabolic process. Lineage: Eukaryota; Metazoa; Arthropoda; Insecta; Lepidoptera; Plutellidae. Gene Ontology annotation, molecular function: polyubiquitin modification-dependent protein binding.